AUUUUUCUGCGUCGCGCCGCUGCUCGAGGAGGGAGAGAAAUAGUGAAUGUCGGAAAAAAGUGAUCGACAGUAAUAGCACCGACGUAAACAUCUACUGACCCGAAGGAGGAUUAAAGCGAAGCGGAGUGUCGAACGAGCGUCGUCGAUUUAAUAAUACUACCGAAAUAAAGUUAGACACUUAAUAAUAAAACGAUUACUAGAGCAGCGACGGAGGCGGGUUGACGAGUUGUAAGCUAAUGAGACGAAAGGCAAUUAAUAAAACGUUAAUAAAAACUAGGGCGGAGACUCGGAGACCGAUCGACCGGGAAAUGUGAUCGAAAGGGCUGCAGUAAAGGGAAGAGAGUGCGAAGGGACAAAGAGAUCGAUUGGGUGUCGCAUUAAUGUGACGUUUGAGAUGCCGAGGAGGUGUGAGAACGCGUCCUACACGCCGGUUAAGGAUUCCGUUUUCGAACUACGCACGCGGAUGGCCCGGAUGCUGUCCAUCGUCGAGAUUACCGAGCAGAGGAAUAAUCCGAUGGCGCGUCAGGAUGGCAGAGAUGCCGCGGAUCAAAACUUCGAUUACAUGUUCAAGUUGCUGAUAAUCGGCAACUCGUCCGUCGGAAAAACUUCCUUUCUCUUUCGCUACGCGGACGAUUCCUUCACCUCGGCUUUCGUGUCUACCGUAGGGAUCGACUUUAAAGUGAAGACCGUCUUCAGACACGACAAAAGGGUCAAGUUACAAAUCUGGGACACGGCGGGUCAAGAAAGAUAUAGGACGAUUACGACGGCCUACUACAGAGGCGCGAUGGGUUUCAUCUUAAUGUACGACAUAACAAACGAAGAGUCCUUUAAUUCAGUCCAGGAUUGGAUCACGCAGAUAAAGAACUACUCGUGGGACAACGCCCAAGUAAUUCUCGUGGGCAACAAAUGCGAUAUGGAAGAGGAGAGGGUGAUCAGUACCGAAAGGGGUAAACAGCUGGCGGAGCAAUUAGGAGUACGAUUCUUCGAAACAUCGGCCAAAGAAAACAUCAAUGUCAAGGCGGUGUUCGAGCAGCUGGUGGACAUAAUAUGCGACAAGAUGAGCGAAUCCCUGGACAAUGAUCCUACCCUGAUGGGGGCGGGCGGUAUGGGCCAGAAUAAGGGCCAACGACUCACCGAUCAGCCGACCAAUCCAGCGAACGCUAACUGUAAUUGCUAAAAAAAAUGCGACGACACGCAGAAGGGGGGAAAAAAAAACGAGAGGUCGUUUUUUUUUGUGCGUGUGUCCGCGCGCAUGUGUGCACGUGUGUGUUGCGUGUGUUAGAAAAAAAAA
Pogonomyrmex barbatus (red harvester ant) is the source of this 1291-nucleotide messenger RNA. It is a transcript of the gene Rab3, whose product is annotated as RAS oncogene family member Rab3. Gene Ontology annotation, molecular function: GTPase activity; GTP binding. Lineage: Eukaryota; Metazoa; Arthropoda; Insecta; Hymenoptera; Formicidae. The record is from RefSeq and is a predicted model, not a curated record.